AUGCGCCUCUCCCGGCCUCGACUUCGCGUUUCACAACCCGAGUCAGCUUUUGCUUCAGGCAAUGCAAGAUGGACGAACCGUGAUCUUGACCCUAUCCCCUUGCUAGGACGCCAAUGGGGUGUCGCCAGCAUAAUAGCUUACUGGAUAUCCGAUGCCUUCAACGCCGCAACCUGGGAAUUCGCAAGCAGCAUAAUAGCAGUCGGACUAACCUACAAAGAAGCCCUCGCAAUCAUCGCAAUCUCCUUCUUCAUCAUCUCCUUCGUCAUCUCAGGCAAUGGCACAGUCGGCGCAAUAUACCACAUGCCCUUCCCAGUAAUCGCCCGCGCAUCCUGGGGUUUCUGGGGCUCCUACAUCCCUAUAAUAUCCCGAGUCAUUCUCGCCUGCUUCUGGUUCGCGAUCCAAAACAUCAACGGCGGAAAUGCUGUCCGCGUCAUGCUAGGCGCUAUCUGGCCCAGUUACUUGAAUUUGAAGAACGAGAUACCCGAAGAUCAAGGUAUCACUACGAAUGGGAUGGUGGCUUAUUUGAUCUUCUUUAUCAUUCAAUUUCCCUUCUUAUGCAUGCAUCCUAAUAAGUUACGGUGGCUUUUUACCGUCAAGUCGAUUCUCGUCCCAAUUGCUUGGAUUGCUAUUCUGAUCUGGGCCUUUGUGGCCGAGAAGGGGGGUGGGAGUGUUUUUAAAGACCAACAUGCCACUGUUAAAGGAAGUAAGUAUAGCUGGAUGUUUCUGGCCAAUAUGACUUCUGUCUUCGGGAAUUAUGCUACUCUGAGUGUGAAUCAGUCUGAUUUUUCUCGCUACUCCCGUGUCAGCCCCCGCUGGCAACUCCUUUACAUCCCAAUGCUUCCUAUCAUCUUCACCUUCAUCGGCUUCAUCGGUAUAGCAGCCUCCUCCGCCGGCCAAGCACACUAUAAUCUCUCCUCAAUCCCCUGGGAUCCAACAGUCCUAAUAAGCUACUGGCCCAACCGAUCCUGUCGCUUCUUCGCCGCAUUUUCAUUCGCCCUCGCCUCCCUAGGUGUAAACAUCUCUGCAAACUCGCUCUCCGCUGCAAACGACUUUACCGCACUAGCACCCCAAUUCAUAAAUAUCCGCCGUGGCCAGAUCCUCUGCGCCAUGCUUUCCUGGGCACUGGUCCCGUGGAAGAUCCUCGAAUCAGCGGACAAUUUCUUGAAUUUCAUGUCUGCGUAUGCUAUUUUCCUCGGUCCUAUUGCGGCGAUUAUGCUACUUGAUUAUUGGGUUGUUAGACGGCAGAUGUAUGAUAGCCUUGCGCUUUAUCAGCCGUGGAAUCGGACAUAUCGGUAUGAGGUUCUGUUUGCGGGCAAGGAGAUCUGGGGGUUCAAUUGGAGGGCUAUUGUUUCGUUUUUGGUUGGUGUUGCGCCGAAUUUGCCUGGUUUGAUUAAUGCGGUUAAUUCUUCGAUUGAUGUUGGGGUUGGAAUUCAUCCUUAUCAGUGUGGAUGGUUGUUGGGUUUCUGUGCGACGGGUGGUGUUUAUGUCGGGUUAUCUUGGUGGUUUCCUGCUACGGAAGCGAGUAUUGAGAGGGCUGUUCUUCCUGAUGAGAUUUACGAGGAGGCUGCUGUUGUUAUGGGUGUGGAGGCCCAGGAUACCAGUGAAGAUAUGCGUAUGAAAGAUGGCAAAGGGGGAUUUGAGUCUGAGAAGGCUGUUUGA
Messenger RNA from Penicillium odoratum, 1659 nucleotides. Its product is annotated as nucleobase cation symporter-1 family protein. The transcript is spliced from 3 exons. Gene Ontology annotation, biological process: transmembrane transport; nucleobase transport. The record is from RefSeq and is a predicted model, not a curated record. NCBI's taxonomy places the organism in Eukaryota, Fungi, Ascomycota, Eurotiomycetes, Eurotiales, Aspergillaceae. Gene Ontology annotation, cellular component: plasma membrane. Gene Ontology annotation, molecular function: nucleobase transmembrane transporter activity. The coding region runs from base 1 to 1659 and encodes 552 amino acids.